Myotis davidii is the source of this 343-nucleotide messenger RNA. Its product is annotated as mucin-16-like. The record is from RefSeq and is a predicted model, not a curated record. Lineage: Eukaryota; Metazoa; Chordata; Mammalia; Chiroptera; Vespertilionidae. The annotation marks the transcript as partial. The transcript is spliced from 3 exons.
ACCCUCACACUCAACUUUACCAUCUCCAACCUCCAGUAUUCAGUAGACAUGGGGAGUGGCUCAGCCAUAUUCAACUCUACUCAGAGUGUCCUGCAGGACCUGCUCAGAUCCUUGUUUAUGAAGAGCAGCCUGGGCCCCUAUUACUCAGGUUGCAGACUGAUCUCCCUCAGGCCUGAGAAAGAUGGAGCAGCCACCAGGGUCGAUGUCAUCUGCACCUAUCACCCUGACCCCUUGAGCCCCGGGCUAGACAGAGAUCGACUUUACUGGGAGCUGAGCCAGCUGACCCACAGUGUCACCCAGAUGGGUCACUAUACCCUGGUCAGGGGCAGCCUCUUUGUCAAUG